AUGGCUCGCAACUCCGAAAAGGCGCAUUCCAUGCUCUUCCGCUUCCGCGCUGCGCAAGCUGCCGAAGCAGGCAUAAUCGACAUAUCGCGCACGCGGCGCCCCAAGAUGAUUACCUCUGUAACCGCCAUACCCGUUUGUGAGAAAUGGCGCGGCCAGGUGCUUAAGGAGAUCUCUCGAAAAGUCACCAAAAUCCAGGACGAAGCGCUCAGCGAUUUCCAGAUACGGGAUCUGAACGAUGAGAUCAACAAGUUGAUGCGCGAGAAGCAUAUGUGGGAGAGCCAGAUUAGGGGGUUAGGAGGGCCGAACUAUAUGAGGGGCGGGCGGGUGCUAGACGAGGAAGGAAGGGAGGUGCCGGGAGGCGGCAAGGGGUACAGAUAUUUUGGGCGAGCAAAAGAACUCCCUGGUGUGAAAGAGCUGUUCGAGAGGCAGGUACGACCAGAAGAUGAUAUGGAUAAGGGGAGGGAGAAGAGGAGUGAGCUUAGGCAGAAGGUGGACGCGGGCUACUAUGGGUACAACCUCGACGAGGAGGACGGCACAUUGUUAGCGUACGAGAAGGUGAAAGAGAAAGAGGCGUGGGACAGCUUCUUGGUCUUGGACGAUGAUAUGAACGACAAACCUUCGAAGUUCCAGAAAGAGUGGGUGGAGCUGCCGGGCGAUGCUGGAGACGGCGUGCGGUGGCGCGUGCCGACACUGGAGGAAGUGAGCGACGAGCUUGUGGAGCGUAGGAGGAGGAAGCUUCUCGAAAAGCUGGGUUGA
Molecule: messenger RNA, 756 nt
Organism: Cucurbitaria berberidis CBS 394.84
Lineage: Eukaryota; Fungi; Ascomycota; Dothideomycetes; Pleosporales; Cucurbitariaceae
Product: pre-mRNA-splicing factor ISY1
Exons: 1
Coding region: 1-756 (251 amino acids)
Biological process (GO): mRNA 3'-splice site recognition; generation of catalytic spliceosome for second transesterification step
Cellular component (GO): catalytic step 2 spliceosome; post-spliceosomal complex; Prp19 complex
Source: RefSeq, a predicted model, not a curated record